CUCGUAGCAUCGUUCUCACCGAUAAUUCAAGAAUCGCCAGAAGUGACCGAACAAUGAACAUGGUUUAGCCGAAGUACGCACAUCAAAGUUUUAAUUCAAAUAGCGAACCACUCAAAGGAAGAGACAGUUUUCGUUGUUCUUCCCAAGAUGCAAAGAGUGUCCAACCUGGCAGCUUUCUUCUUGAUUUGGAGCUGUGGAUUUUGCUAUGCAGUUCAAGUUUUCGUCAAGGGUGCCCAUGGAAUGGUCUCUUGGAAAGACUCUCCAAAUUGGAGGGACAGAUCUGUUGUCCCCACUCCUGCCCCAGCGGAUGUUCAAGCGUACAAGAAACGAGGGGAAAUUCCACAUCCAUUUCCCAGAGUACACAUAGUUAAACACGUGUAUGUUCCAGCACGGACUAGCAUGGCCAAAGGAAGAAGGCUCAAUAAAAAGAAAAAUUUAAUUCAAAGAAUUUUCUUCUCACUGCCUGUCGGCGCUGAAUUACCGAUCUAUUACACUCAUAACCAAGUUUCAGGUUCACACAAAAAGAGCACGGUUGUCAAUACUGAAGCAACUGGUGCUGAGGGAAAAAGAUAUUUUUCCGACGGAAUCAAUGGGCCCUUUAGAUCAAGUACCUGGGGAAUUCAAGAACCACUAGGAAACCAGGAAUUGUCUCCAGAUUUAGAAACGAGGACAAUAGCAAGGCAAAGUCUUCUUCAAAAUGAUGAUGAGGGUCUUCAAUAUCACGGAAUGAGUGGACAAUACCUUCGUCCUCAAACAGUUGAUAGGCACCGAAUUAUGGAAAAUAGUGCACCUUUUUUCAAAAGACCGCGAAAAACGCAGGAAAUGUUCUAUAGACGUUUAAGAAUUCCGGGAUUAAAGAAAUUUAGAAGAGAUAUUAAACAAAAAAGCAAUGAAAUAAGCAACCUGAAAAAUACUAGUUAUGUAACGAAAGACAAAAACAUGAAAAAAUCAGGAUUACCCAAAGGUAACAAAAGGAACACAAGCCGGGCAUCAAGUAACAAAAUUAACUCAGAGAUAGAAAACCUUUUAACAAAGUUCCUCAUUGUCCUGUAAUCCACUUCUUGCUCUAAAAAAAUGUGAAACGCUUGACGAUAUAAUGACAAAAUUGAAGCCAGCGAAGAGGGGCUAAGAAUGAAUCCCACAUUCGACUGUGUUUUGGAACUUAUCGUUGGUAGAAGCGUUUGUGGACGAAAGUGGGAUUGCCAGAUACACAAUAUCGUCCUUGGUGACUACGUCUGUGAGAUGAUUGAUUUGGAGUGGAGUCUCUGAGUUCCUGGCAUGUGCUUCAACAUAUCCAAUCAGUCCUUGUUCUUCGAAUAAUAGCUAGGUCAAUGCUUCAAUAGGUAGCAUUAUUGAUUCUAUUUGUUUCGCCUCGUUUUCUCAACUGUGAAAAUGCUGAGGAGUGGCUCCUGUCAAUUGACUUCUCUUUCGCAGAGGGGUAGCCUACAUGCUACAUGUAGAAACAAACACAUGAUCAUUUUCAUGAUAACUUUUUGCCACUUAACAUUGAACGUUUACUAAAACUUGCUUUUAUUCCUGGUUAAAAAGUGUUGUUUAACUUAUCUCUACUAAGAAAUUAGAUGUAUUUCUGGAGUUUGUACCGCAGUUAUGAUGUAAAUAUGAACGGCUGUUUAUUUAGUGUCAAAACAGUGGUCAAGAAGACGGUGGUUCUUAUUACAGUGUUAAAGAAAGACGUUCAACUUAAUCUAUUCGAUUUACACGAAUACUUUGAUUAAGAAUUUUCUUUUAUUGCCAGCUAGUUGGAAAACACUUUAAGGUUAACAAGUUAAAUACUUCGUAGUAACUAUUCAAUGCAAUGGUUUCAAGAAACUGUAAGGGCAGGUAUGGGGAAGGUGGAAACUGGGUUGUUUUUUUAUAAUAAAGCCGUCACAGAACAAAUAAACGACUAGCUGAAAUUUUGGUCACGGAGCGAAUCUUGGCAAUUUUUUUAACUUUGAUUUGCCAGAUAGUCUUAAAUAAAAUGAAGACACG
Pocillopora verrucosa is the source of this 1992-nucleotide messenger RNA. RefSeq lists its product as uncharacterized. NCBI's taxonomy places the organism in Eukaryota, Metazoa, Cnidaria, Anthozoa, Scleractinia, Pocilloporidae. The record is from RefSeq and is a predicted model, not a curated record.